Messenger RNA from Saccoglossus kowalevskii, 1944 nucleotides. RefSeq names its product alpha-N-acetylgalactosaminide alpha-2,6-sialyltransferase 2. Gene Ontology annotation, molecular function: sialyltransferase activity. The record is from RefSeq and is a predicted model, not a curated record. NCBI's taxonomy places the organism in Eukaryota, Metazoa, Hemichordata, Enteropneusta, Harrimaniidae.
AUGAAUAUGAAGAAACGACAGUUCCUUGCAAAUGUAGCAAAUAAGCAGCGGUUCAUUAAUAUCCUGGGAACUGAACUGGAAGUGAAGGAAAUCAAGGUUCGACAUGCUGAAGAAGAUGCAGAUGCCCUUAUAGUGAUGACAGCUGUAGACUCUGCUGUCAUUGCACCAACGGACUUUCUUCGAAGCGGCAACCGUGUAGUUAAAGUCAUUUGCACGCUGCUAGUUAUAUCAGUGUUUGCCACCAUACUGUACACGACUCAUCUCAGUACGCAGUUCUGGCCAAGUACGCUUUACGAAUCAAACGAGCACGCAUCACUCUCUAGUGUGAUUGUCAGUGCGGUGGCAGAGAACCCCGCGGAGAACCCGACCCAUGAAAAAGGAAGCACAUCUAUCGACCACAAUAACGUGACCAACUCAUCGAAAGUUUCCAAACCGAAAGCUACUGCGCCUAAAACAAAAGGUAUCAAAGAUGAAAACGAAAAACUUCUUCCAAAUGCAGACGUAUUUCGACAUGAAGAUUCCUACAAAAAGUACAUGCAAUGUCCAACAACUCUGCGAAACAAACUUAUAAAAAGUAAAGUUUUCAAAGACAGGUUUAUUGCCGACAUUCCUGUUCUGAUGUGGGACGAACACAAGACACUCGAAGAAUAUAAUCGACUUUCACAGUACUGGGGCUGCUACGGUUGGCAAGGUUACGGACAAGAUCUCAUCAAUAGGACGCUGUCAUAUUUAAACUCCCCAAGUCAUCGGUACAUGUUUGAUAACCAGCUCAAUCUUAAAGGUCAAAAGAGCGGAGACAACAAAUGUAUUCGCUGCGCAGUGGUCGGUGGGGGCGGUAUUCUGAAUGGGUCACGGAAAGGUGAGGAAAUCGACAGCCACGACUACGUGUUCAGAGUGAAUAUCGCCGCCACCAAGGGUUAUGAGGUUGAUGUAGGAAAGAAAACGUCAUUUUAUUCGUACACGAUAACAACUAUGCGUAACUCCCUUCUUGGUGGCAGAAAGCGCGGAUUCACUGUAGCCCCACACGAUAAGGAAACAAAAUAUUUGGUGUUUCCGUGCGAAAUAAGUGAUUACAUACUCGUAGAAAACAGAUCGUCAAAUAAAACAGAGAAAGAUUUUAAGGAUACAGGUCCAAAACAUUGGGGCAUUCCGAAAUUCGGUAAAACUGUAAAGAACACGGACUUCAAGAUGCUUCACCCUGACUUUCAGAGAUACAUGGAAUGGUACUGGAUAAGGUCAAGCAGGAAAUACAAAAAAGUCAAUCGACCCAGCACUGGAGCACUGAUGCUAAUAGCAGCAAUUCACACAUGUGACGAAGUGAGCGCUUACGGAUUUGGUGUGAAUUUCAGGAAAUACACCACUCACUACUACGACAAACAAUACACUAAAUUCGUUUACUAUGCAAACCACGAUUUUAAGCAAGAACUCAAACUCUGGAACGAUCUCGACGCUGAGGGCAUCAUCAAAUUGUAUAAAAGAGCGGAUGACAAGUGACGUCAUCGAUGAAUAUUUAUCUAAUUUAUUUUGUACUCAUUGGUACUGGAAUAGAUGAAUAAUAUUUAUGGGAAAUAUUUUAAAAACAAACAAUUUUUUUUUUUGACAUAUCGAUUGCACUUUUCUUACACGCAACGCUAUUUUUGUAAUGAAUUAUAUCAUGACAUGGGCUUCUUCAUAGAUAUCCCUGUACACACAGUGUAUGGUGGUUGGUGCCAUCUAAACAUCUCAACGUUAUACAGUCGUGGUACAUCUCCUACUUCUAAGAUAACGAAUAGAUUUAGUGUAUGGGAACAAACACUUUUCUGAAAUCAAACGAGAACUCCAGCCUUGAAAAAACGAAUGCGACGAGAAAUACCUCGGUAUUGGAUUGUACAUCAUGACAGUUUGAACAAUGAAAAAAGUGCCUUUUCGACACAUCUCGCGAUCAUCAGUAUUCAUGGAAACGGU